AUGGGGCAGGAGAGUUCCUUUUAUAGGCAACUCUCCCCCAAACUAUCCUAUCCCCACCGAUGUGGGAUGAAAAAUUUUAACAAACUUCAACAGGUGAUGGUGGUAGAGCAGGAUUUUGUUGACAUAUUGCUUGAUUUCCAAAAAGAGAAUGAGAGUGGCACUCCUGUGGAUGAUGACACUAUCGAAGCUAUCAUCUUGGCCAUGUAUGCUGGUGGGACCGAUACUACAUCCACGGCACUUGAGUGGGCGAUGGCAGAGCUGAUUAGAAAUCCAACCAUCUUGAAAACACUACAAGAUGAAAUCAGAGAAGCAGUGGGAAGCAAGGGCGAAAUAGAAGAGAGAGACUUGGAGAAAAUGUCGUAUUUAAAAGCAGUGGCUUAAGAGAGUUUGAGGCUUCACUCACCAAUU
Salvia splendens (bonfire salvia) is the source of this 408-nucleotide messenger RNA. RefSeq names its product cytochrome P450 71A6-like. Bases 1 to 381 code for a protein of 126 amino acids. The transcript has 2 exons. Lineage: Eukaryota; Viridiplantae; Streptophyta; Magnoliopsida; Lamiales; Lamiaceae. The record is from RefSeq and is a predicted model, not a curated record. Gene Ontology annotation, molecular function: iron ion binding; heme binding; oxidoreductase activity, acting on paired donors, with incorporation or reduction of molecular oxygen.